Drosophila biarmipes is the source of this 1111-nucleotide messenger RNA. RefSeq lists its product as uncharacterized. The record is from RefSeq and is a predicted model, not a curated record. Bases 58 to 1023 code for a protein of 321 amino acids. NCBI's taxonomy places the organism in Eukaryota, Metazoa, Arthropoda, Insecta, Diptera, Drosophilidae. Gene Ontology annotation, molecular function: dioxygenase activity. The transcript is spliced from 4 exons.
UGGAAUAACAUCAUCCUCGGCUCACUUGAUAAGGAACUUUGAUAGUCUCAAACAAAAAUGGAAUCAAGUAUUGAUACUCUGCUCUCACGAAAUGCUGUUGCUAUUAUAGAUUUAGGGCACAGCAUUGAGAAUGUGGCUAAAGAGUUAGGGAAGGCUCUCUCAGCACAGGGCUAUGCUCUGCUGAUAAACCAUGGAAUUUCCAUUGAGAAGAUCAAGACAGCUUGGGACUAUUUCGAUGGAUUUGUUGAGCUACCAAACGACGUCAGACUGUCCUAUGAAAGAAGCAAAGCUCCGGAUGCCGAAAAUCACGGCUAUGUGAGUCCGGGACUGGAGCGAUUCGAUGGCAGGACUCCGGAACUGCGGCAUGCGUACAAUAUAUGCAAGUUGCAGGCUGAAUUUCUACCCGAGAAGGAGCUCCCUGGAAUCACAAACCACCUAAACUCACUGACCGAUGACUUCAAUGUCUUGGGUAGAUUCAUCCUUAAGGCCUUGGCACUUUCCCUGGACGCUCCUCCCUCCUUCUUCCUCGAUAAACACUCUUAUAUGCUGUCCGACGAUCGCUUCAACCUCACCACCCUGCGAAUGCUCUUCUAUCCACCGGUGCAAGAUCUAGAUCAUGGCAAUAUAAUCCGGUGUGGGGCCCAUGCCGACUAUUGCACCUUCACCCUGUUGGCCCAGGAUUCGGAGGGUGGCUUGGAGGUCAAGCUGCGGGGCAGUGACAAAUGGGAGCGAGUGGGUCAUCUGCCGGGAGCACUCUUCAUAAACUGCGGCGAAACCAUGGCUGCAUGGACGGAUCAGCUUUAUCACGCCCUGCAACAUCGAGUGGUUGUUCCAAAUCAGGAGGACACCCGCCAACGAGGCAGGCACUCCAUUGCCUAUUUUUGCCAUCCUGACAACUCCACACUGAUCGAUCCUGAAGAGUUAAAUAUUCCAGUUAAGGAGUCCGCCCCACGAGAGAUAUACAACGCAUAUGAUAUAUGUAUGGCUCUGGCAAAAGGCGCAUACGGUCAUAACUAUUCUUAAGAAAAAAGUAAAAUUCCUUAUGUAUUUUUCAAAAUUCCAACCAGUGUUAUAUAUUUUAUAAAGCAAAUAAAUGGUAUUAAAGUAGGAA